AACUAAAAUAACAAACGACUUUGAAUAUAUUCCCAAAAAGCAUUAAAAAAAAUAGAAUACAUUCUUAUACUUCCUUGUGUGCGACUGCGCAAUUGUUCAUCCGUCAAAGCUUAAACAAACCAAAUUACAGAAAGAGAAGCCCUCAAAGCUACUGAGAGAGAGAAUGGGAGCAAUACUGUCAUCAUUAUUUGGCACCGGUGAGGCAUAUGCGGCGGAAGGCCCGGCGGAGGGUUCGUCGGAAUCUCGCGUACUCACUUUCCACUCAGCCAAUCGCUGGCAGCUGCACUACAAUUCCUUGAAAGAUUCCAACCAAUUGUUGGUUGUGGAUUUUGCGGCGUCCUGGUGUGGGCCCUGCAAAGUCAUUGAGCCGGCGGUGAAGGCCAUUGCUAAUAAGUUUCCCAGUGUCGAAUUCGCCAAAAUCGACGUCGAUGAACUGCCGGACGUGGCGCGAGAAUUUGAGGUGCAAGCAAUGCCGACAUUCAUCUUUAUUAAACAGGGAAAGGUGGUGGACAAGGUGGUUGGUGCCAAAAAGGAUGAACUUGAGAAGAAGAUUGCAAAUUACACAUCAUCGUAAUCAAUAUCCUACUUUGGAGUAACAGGCAGUAGAAGCUGCCCCUAAGGCAAUGUUCUUUGAAUUGUGGCAAGAUUAUUAUCUCUAGUUUGAUGAAGACGUUGUUUAUGAGCUUUUGUUAUGCACAUCUUGUCUAUACGUUUACAUCCUUGAUAUCGCAGCAUGUUAUUGAUUAUGCAACUGCUGUCUGUAUGAUAACAAUGGCUGAUAUAUUCUGUCAUACUCUCUUCUUCAUCUUCCUGUUAUGCUCGAAUCUUUAUUCAUUUUGAACUUUACCUCGCACCAAUGUGAUGGAUUUGAUUAA
Spinacia oleracea (spinach) is the source of this 875-nucleotide messenger RNA. RefSeq names its product thioredoxin H2. The coding region runs from base 164 to 574 and encodes 136 amino acids. The record is from RefSeq and is a predicted model, not a curated record. The transcript is spliced from 3 exons. Lineage: Eukaryota; Viridiplantae; Streptophyta; Magnoliopsida; Caryophyllales; Amaranthaceae.